This is a messenger RNA of Nomia melanderi (Alkali bee), 843 nucleotides long. RefSeq lists its product as uncharacterized. NCBI's taxonomy places the organism in Eukaryota, Metazoa, Arthropoda, Insecta, Hymenoptera, Halictidae. The record is from RefSeq and is a predicted model, not a curated record.
GCCCCCGUCUCUUCUUCGUGGGGGCCCCAAGUAUCCCCCUGCUUCUCGUGGGGGUAUAAAGGACCCUGGUCUACCUUCCACAGAGUCACAGAACCAAGCGGCAUCGCAGAAGCCGACAUGAAUCCUCUGAUCGCGUGUAUGAUCGUCGGCCUGGCAGGGUUCGCCCUGGCCGAACCGCCAGUCUCAUCAGGCUACAGCUAUAGCAGGCCAAGCGGCGGCGGCGGCGGCGGCGGUGGCUACUCGCUUGGCGGUGGCGGUGGUGGCGGCGGUUACACAGCCGUUUCCACCGGCUACCAGACCAACGAGGGUGCCUCCGUCGACGGAGCGUUGCUCGAGCAGAUCCGUCAGAUCCUGCUGAAGGAGGAGCUGCAAGCUCAGCAGACCGGUGGAUUCGGCGGCGGCGGAUACGCGCCUAGCUCCAGUUACGGCGCCCCGUCAUCCCAGUACGGCGUGCCCAGCUCCACGUACGGUGUGCCCGGUUACCAGACCCGCGUGGUGGGCAUCGAUCUCGAAGGAAUCAGACAAGCCAUCCAGGUGGCCCAGUUCAACCAAAUCACUCAUGGGCCCGGUGGCUACCCCAGCGGACCUAGCAGUACCUACGGGGCACCAAGGCCCAGCGGUAGCUACGGUGCACCGUUCUAAAGCGGUCGUCUGACAACAAAGAUUGGAUGCAGGGAGAGCGAGAGAGGGAGCGAACGAGACAGCGAGAAAGCGAAUGAGAAUGAGUGGAGACACCCAGUCGACCGCCGCGACUAUCUUUCGAGCUCACCGUGAUCAACCGAAAGCAUCACGAUCGAUCCGUGAACGGAAGACAGAAGAAGCUGGACACUUACCGCAGAAACU